Messenger RNA from Lodderomyces jiufengensis, 3810 nucleotides. RefSeq names its product TORC2 complex subunit (gene TSC11). The transcript has a single exon. Gene Ontology annotation, cellular component: TORC2 complex. The record is from RefSeq and is a predicted model, not a curated record. Lineage: Eukaryota; Fungi; Ascomycota; Pichiomycetes; Serinales; Debaryomycetaceae. Gene Ontology annotation, biological process: TORC2 signaling. Bases 1 to 3810 code for a protein of 1269 amino acids.
AUGAGAAAAUCAUCAUCUAAUACAAGAUUAGAUCCAUCAACACUACCGAAGAAAACAACUUCAAUCAAAUCUUUACCAUCUUUACAACCUAGACAACCAAUUCAAUCACCACAAAUUCAACAACUAAAAGAAUCUAUAAAUCAUCCACCUUUAUCAACACAACAUUCACAAUCUUCGAUUCAUCAAUUUACCAAAAAUGAUAUUGAAAGAGAUAGAUCAACUACAUUAUCAUCGAUGGAUAUACCUUUCCAUCCAGUUGAAAGAGAAAGAGAAAACAAUAUAGAAACAAUAACAGGAACACCAGAUUUUUCAAGAUCAAGAAGUGCAACAUUACCUAACUUUGUAAAUUUCGAAAUGAAUUCCAAUUCGCAAUUACCUUCAACUCCAUCAUUAACUUCAAUACCUUCAAAUCAUCCAGAAAGUCCAACUUGGUUAUUAAGUGAUUUAUUAUCAAAUUUAAGUAGUUUAAAAGAUAAAGAUGAAUAUUCAAUUGUUCAAAAAUCAAAUGAUUUAGUUACUUUAUUUCAAACUUACCCCAAUUUAAAAGAAGAUGUACAAAUUAAAACUGUAUUACCAAGAAUUCAAUUUAUGUUAUAUCAUCAAGUAUCAGAAGUUAGAAGUUCAUGUUAUAGAAUACUAAGGCAUUUGAUUGUGAAUUAUCAAAGUUUAAUUUUAUUGGGACAACUGAAAUUAUUGAUUUUUAUAAUAGUAAGUUUAGCAAAUGAUCAAUCAAGAAGUUCAAUAGUAGAAAUGGAACAAGCAUUAAAGUUAAUACGGCAGUUUAUGACUAUAGAAAAAGGUGCGGAUUUAUUAUCAGUGGGAGUAAUCAAAGCUUUAAUAUCAGUUGUUGAAAGUGAUAAAUUUGAUUAUCAUAAAGCUACAUCAAUAAGUACAAAUUACGGGAUUAAUGUUGAGUCGAUACCUGAUGGAUUUAAAAAUGCUUGUCAUGAAACAAUAACUGAGAUUGCAUUAUUAAAGCCGGAGUUAGUGUUUCAUUCUGGGGGGUUUAAAUUAAUGAUUGAUUCAAUAAUCGAUGGACCAUUUGAAGUUUCGUCCACCUGUUUAUUCAUAAUACUACGACUUCUAAGCUUCCAAAAUUCAAGAAAAUUUCUACGAAAUGGGUUUGAUCUAGAUUCGCUUAUAUCAAUUUUUUCAACAGAAGAUUCUGAAGGUCAAGAUAAGUUUAAAAAUGUAACAAAUUUUAAAUUACAAAAAGUUUCUUUUCUAAUUUCAACGUUAUUAAAAGAUUUCAAUGGAUUAAUCGCAUACUCAAUUAAUGACUUUACCAGUAUUAAAAAUUUACUAGUAAAUUUAACAAAAAGAAAUAAUAGAGUUCAAGACUUGAUUCUUGAUAUUUUAUUAGAUGCUUUGAGGAUUAAAGUUUUCCCAUGGCUACAGAGUAGUCCAAUUGGAGAUUAUAUUUCAAGGUAUAAUGAUUUUAGAAAGGGGAAAAAAAAUGAAAAGUUUCCAUUUGAAUACAGUGAUAGUAAAGAACCAUUUUUAAGAGAUAUAGCUCAUCAUUAUCAAGGAUUACUAACGUAUAUUUUAAUAAUUAAUGAUGUGUUCGAACAUUUGAUAGGUUUAAUUGAGGAUUCAAUAACUAGUGAAGAGCUGAGAAAAAAAGCGACGCUUUUAAUGACGAAACUUUAUUCAAUGGCAAGUAAUUAUUUACCUCAAGAACUAAUUAAAAAGAAAAUGCAACAUUUAAAUCUUUCAACUCAUAUAUCAUUUGAAGUUGUUAAUAUUACUCGCUCAAAAUUCAUCAGCAACAAUGAACAGAAUCAAUAUAUUAAAUUAAAUGUGAGACAAAUUACCUCCCAAGCCAAUAGUACUGUUGAUGAUGAUGAGUUUAAAAAUAUGAUUACAAAUAGUAGGGUAUUGGUCAUUAAAGAAUUCGAGGACUGGAAUUGGCCAUUACUAUUAAGUUUAGUUCAAGGUCCAUUAACAUCGCCAAAAAGAUUUGAAGAAGUACUAGAAAAAUCUCCAAAAUUUUUCAAAAGGUUAGUAUCUUUUUAUAGACCAUUUAAAUAUAGAUUUUCAACAGUACAUUAUCAAUCAAAAAAUUAUCAAAAAUAUAUUAAUUUUGGAUGUCUGUUGCUUGAGAUGUUUUUAAGUUCAGAAAUUGGUACAAAAUAUUUAUCAUCAACUAAAUUAUUGCCUCAAUUUUCUGAAAUUGUUGCACAAAUCGAUCCUUAUAGCGGUAUAACUUCAAAAGAUCCUGUAUUAAAUAAAAGAAGAUUAGAAAAUACUGCCUCCAUUGGGUAUAUUAGAUUCAUUGGAGUUUUAAGUGGUAGCAUUGAAGGUUUGAAUUUACUUUCGAAUUGGCAAUUUUUUACAUUGAUUUCUGAUAUUAUAUCAGCAUCAAAUGAAGUUGAAAAUAACGAUUUGUUUAUAUUGACAUUGUUUAAAUAUGUUGACUUCACCAUUGAAACUAGUCCAUUCAAGAAUUUGCUUCGGAUGUGUUUAAAUGUAUCAAACUUGAAAAUUAAAGCAUACUUGUUGAGGCAUUUAAUACCACAAUUAAUAACCAACAAGGAAAGCGAAGAAUUUUCAGUAAGAAUAUUAGUGGAGAAUUUAUAUAACAGAAACCAAGAUAUUGUUAAAAAUUCAAUUAAUUUAUUAUUUAAUCACUAUAAAGCAAAUGAUUUUCAAGACGUUGAAUUAUUUUUAAAGUAUCUGCCCUCAGUAUACAUCUUGCGAAAAUAUGAAAAUGGUAAAAACUUUUUAGUACAAUUAUUACAAAAUACUCAGAGUUUCAGAUAUUUAGAAGAUCAAGGCUACAUUGAGGAUGAAUUUAGUAAAUGGUGUCAAAUUCGAAAAUUCAAAUAUCUCAAGAAAAUAGAUGAUUUAUUAAGAUUACAAUUUUUUCCAUAUGUAAAUUCACAAAAUUUAGAUUAUGAACAACAACCAAACGAUUUUGAAAUUUACUCAUUGAAUUUUUUCAAAUGUUUAUUAUCAACUGAAGAAGGUUUGAAUUUUUUUAGUAAAGGUAUGGCUAAAGAUUUUUUAGAUCAAUUAUUGUCAUCUAUAGAGAUUAUAUUUGGACAAAUUAAUAAUGAUAAUGAAUUUUUAGAUAUUGAUAAUCAAGAUGAAAUUCAUUGUAAUUUAUUAAAUUUAUUAAAACAAAAUCUAUGGAUUAUUGGACAAAUAAGUUCAGGAAAAUAUGGUAUUCAAUUCUUAGAUCCAAUGUAUAAUAUAAAUUUAAAAUCUUCUAUAAUUGAAUUAAUUUUAGAUAAUUUCCAUACUUGCCCAGUUUGGGAAAUUAGAGGAUUGUGUUUUUAUAUCAUUGGUAUGAUUUCAACAACAGUUGAAGGAAUUGAAAUAUUAGAUGAAUUUGGUUGGUAUUCUGUAUUAGAUCAAUAUGGAAGAAGCAUGAAUCUAGCUUACCCCAAACAAAUCACAGAUGGACCACUCAAAAAGGGAGAUGAUAAAGCCAAUUUAUUCAAUGUUCAAAGUGUAAAUCCAUAUCGUGACAAACGUUACUUGCAUAUCUUUAAUAGUUUAGUUGAUAAAUCAAGUGAAGAAUAUCAGUCACCAACUACUAUAAAAUUUUUUUCAAAUUUACAAAAUUUAAAUUCAAUUUUGUCUAAAAUAGAAUUAAAAGCCGUGAAAGAAUUACUUAAAUUGAAACAACAAUAUAAUGAAAUAUUUGAAGAUUUUGAUUUAUUUCUUGAUGUUAUCAGAUUAAUCGAUAAAGGGAAUUUCUCAUUUCACAAAAGAGUAUUCAUAUUUAAAUUAUUCUCAGAUGGUUCAGUUUUGGAGUACAUUUUGAAAAAGGAAAAAAGAGGUUCAUUCAAAUUUCAAGUAUAG